This is a messenger RNA of Solea solea (common sole), 4958 nucleotides long. RefSeq lists its product as uncharacterized. Lineage: Eukaryota; Metazoa; Chordata; Actinopteri; Pleuronectiformes; Soleidae. The transcript is spliced from 8 exons. The record is from RefSeq and is a predicted model, not a curated record. Bases 1242 to 2936 code for a protein of 564 amino acids.
AAAGAUCGGGGACAAUAAAGUUUAACCUAAUUAAAAUUAAUCUCUAUUCUCAUCCAAUCCACUCACUCUUUCGUCCACCCUGGAGUUUUCAUAUCCUCCCCUUCUUUACCUCUGGCAUGUCAGAAUGUGUGUGUGUGUGUGAGAGAGAGAGAGAGAGAGAGAGAGAGAGAAAGAGGGAGAGGGAGAGGGAGGGAGAGGGAGAGGGAGAGAGAGAGUCAGAUAAAGGGACCAGAGUGAGCAGACUGAAGCUGAGCAGUGAGAGCAGGUUGAGCAGCAGCAGCAGCAGCAGUGGCACAUUUCCUUGUGGAAGUGGACAAUCUGGUCUCAAGUGUGACUGAGGGCAAAGAGUCUCCAGGACUAACUGCUGGUCCCAAAAGAGCAAGAAAAGAAGAAACAGGAUCAGUCCUCUGAGAUCUGACCCCCUCAUUCAUGAGGACAUUUUCUGACUCCAGGAUGAUUUGUCACUCUCCAAACCAACAGUGAGCCUGAAGCUGUUGCUUCAGCUUUCACCAGGAAUAAAUCAUUCCCACGAGGGAGGCAGGAAAAAAAGAGAAGAGGAACAAGAGGAAGGGGGAGGAAAAGUCGGACAUCUACAAAAGACAAAAAAAGUCUUAAGUCAUUCCUCUUGUUGGAUAAAUUGCCCCCGCUGUGAAAUCUAGAAGAAAAGAAGGAAUUUCAUUGAUGAAUCCAAAGGAGGAUUGUUGUGGUCAGGUGCAAAGAAAAUGUGAAAACUGAGACAGGACAACAUUUUCUGUCCCAGUUUCUGUUAUUCUCAAAUCCAAUUAAAGGAAGAGGAAGAGACAGAAAAAAAAUCUAUAUAAAGAAGGAUCCAGAGGACGAGAUAUCACAGUUGAAAAUAAAAAAAAAGAAAUCAAGGAUCAGACUCUAUUUGUUGUUGUUUUUUUUUUUUAAUAAUUUAUUCCGAAGGAGCAACUGAAUGCACCUGUCAUUGCCAGCAAUUUGGUAAAGACAGCGAACAGAAUUGAAGGACCAAGUGAAAGGUGAGGGGGGGAUAAAUUGCAGGAGUGAAGAAGUAAAGAGUGAAAAGUCAUAAGACACAGAGGAAUAAAGGCAAGAUACAAGAAGAGACGGGGUUUAAAGUGGAGAAAAGGUGGAAACAUCAAGGCAGAAGACACAAAAAGGAUGAACCAGCUGCAACUGCAGGAAUAAAAAAAUAAUCCUACGAAUAAGCAUCAAAAGGAUAAACCGGGAGAAGGAACAAGUGAAACCCACGUGUGACAAUGAGGCUCCUGCUGCUUCUUGCUGCUCCACUCACCAUCUUCAUCCUCCACUCUUCAGUGGUGGCCUCUGCUGGCAGCAUGACCUCAGGCCGACUGGAGCGCUGGGUGCGCUCGGGCCUCCAGUCCCUGCAGUGGGACCAGCUGGAGCGGUGCCUCCGCGUGCCCUCCCUCUCUGAAGCAGAGUGCAGGCAGCUCGCCCACCUGCCGCUGUCUGCUGUGGCCGUUUACGUGUCUGAGCCACAGAGCGCUGCAGGUAACUCCGCUAAAGUUCUGGCCAUCCUGCCGGACUCCUCGGGUGGCACAGUGAACUCCAAACUAAGGGGAGGCUACGGCGUCAGCCCACUGCUGAAUAGAGGAGACGGCCCACGAAGACACCAGCAGCCUUUGACUGGUUCCACGGCCCACGACGCUGUGCUGGUGCUGGAUCCGAGCCCCGGGGAAAACUUUGGACACCCAGUAUUUCUCUUCUACGUGGAUGUGAAUGUGACAAAGAAGAGGUGUUCCCAUCUGGAUGGCAUUUACCUGGGUGAGGAGUGUUUGACUCUGGCUUUGAAGGGUCGUUGCCAGAACCAGCUGAAACGUUGGCAAGCAGGGCCAGAGAGGCUUAUGAGUAAUGGUUGGCUGGCAGGUGGGGCACUGCGAGGCGGCACCAUUACAACUAGCGGAGGUGGAGGCCGCUUGGUAGAACGGACUAUCGGAGGGCUCUGUGAAGUCCACUUCCUCCCACUGGUGGUUGGAGUUGGAGACAGCAACCGGACACAGAGACUCAGAUGUGUUGAGCACACAGAGUUCGCAAGGUGUCCUCAACCGCUACCCAUGGGCUCUCCCAGUUUGCCCGACUCUAGCUGUGAGCUGAAUAAAAACACCAGACGCUGCCACCAGCAGCCACUGGCCACUCACCUGUCCUGUCGCCUCUACCAGACCUGUGACCACGCUGUGCUCAUUUCAGGUGGCUGGCGGCAGCAGAUGACGUUCCAGCGCCACGUUCAGAAUCUCCAGAGGUUUUACAGAAUGCUCCGGAACAAUGGCUUUCACAAAGAUCACAUCAAGACCUUCUUUGCCAGUAGUGGACAGCUUCCUGAGGACUUAGAGGGUGUUUACUCGGCGACGGAGAAAGCGGUGAUCCGUAACCACGUGUCCUACAUCUGCAGGAAGCAGCACUGCGCCGACACGCUGGUUCUCUACCUGAACUCACCGACGCGCAACGACGGCACCAUGCUGCUGUGGGACACCAACCUCAAUGGCAUCGCUGAUCUCAAAGAGCGAUACUCAGUCAACGAACUGCUAGCCGACCUAGCCGGCUGCAGAGCGACUCGUGUUCUGCUCUUCGUGGAUCAGAGCUACAGCGGCGUUCUCUCGAAGAGGCUACGCGGAUCCCAGAAACACCGGAACGUGGUCCUGAUCCAAAAGCAGCCACGACAGAGUCACCAGAACCAGAGGACGACCCUGGGCUCGGAGGACAGCAGCUGGUCCUUCAUCAGCCCUGCCGUCUGCCUACUGGACCACCUCGGCAAGGACGCAGGGACAGUUCACCUGCUGGAGCCAUGGACGGGCCUUCUAAACGUGACAUUGGCGGGGGCCCCCUGCAACGCCACGCCGCCUCUGACCGACAGGGAGAUGCGGCGAGAGUACCAGGGCUGCCAGAACCUGCCAACCGCGCUCUGGCACCAGAAACACAACAGGAGGACCAACUGAGACAGCGAGAGAGAGAGACAGACAGAGAGAGCGAGAGAGAGACUAAGACUGACCGUGAGAGAGAGAGAGAGAGAGCAGAGAGAGUGACUUAGUGGGAGACAAGUUAAAAUUGGACACACACUCACACACAGAGGGUUUACACACAAGAUGUUUGUAGGGGUGUGUUAACUUAGGACUUUGGUUUCAGAGUGCACAGUGGACACCGGAGUAUGUGUGUUUUGUGUCCUAACUCUGAACUCAGAGAGUGUAACCAUGGCGAUGACAGCUCAUCCCAUUGGGAGUGUCCUGAACACCAUGUGAACUGUGUGCAUGUGUGCAUGUGUGUGUGAGAGACAGAGUUCAGCAAGAGGACAACCACUCUUGGAGUCUAUUGCUAGCUUGUGCUCGGGUCACUGUGUUGUGUGUGUGUGUGUGUGUGUGUGUGUGUUAUCUCCUGGGCACUUUAACAUUUCAGACUCAAUCAUCUGCCUCUAUUUUAAUCUUGACAACCAGGUAUUUUUUCCUCUUGCUCCAUUUUCUUCCUUUGCUUUACCUUUUGUUUCCAUCUUUGCUUCCUACGUUCCUCUUCCACUGCCCUCUCGCCUCCUCCUCCUCCUUCUUUUAUUCCUGUCUUUCCUUGCAUUUCUUAUUGCAUUUCUAAAAAAGUAAUGCACAUAAUCUUAGUUUUCACAGAUUGACAAAUCUCUUAACUGCAUUUUGGAGAAACCUUUGCUUUUGAUGUCACGGUUGUGCUUUUACAUUCAGUAUUUGCAGUAGUUCUUGAGAAUAUAUGUGGCCCAGACGGCUGAUUUCAGCUGGGGAUGAAUACAUAAUUAAAAUGUGUGUGAGGUUUGUAGCCACAGGACUGUGUGUGUGUGUGUACUCGUCAAACAUGUAACAGGGGACCUCGGUGUCGUUAUACACUCACCAAUUGGGGACCUUCAUGCUAACAGGGGACAUUUUUCAGGUCCCCUGUUGGUCAUGAUAAAAUGAUGUCUCAGAUCCUCUGGUGAAUUCUUUUAUUUGACCUGCAUGUGUGUGUGUGUCUGUGACUGACUCAGUUUCCAAGUUCAUCGUUACGAAGAAAGGGACAUACUUUUAGAAAACAUGAUUGUCAUGAUUUUUUUUAUAAUAAUUGUGGGAAAUAAAUAAAUAAAUACACAGUGAAUAUGAUCUUACACCUAAAUGAACAAGUUUAUACAGUAAUAAUAUAGGAAAUAUAUGGUAGAUUGUUAGCAGUUUGAUAAAAAAACAAACAAACAUACAUGCUGUUGCAAUAUGUCAAUCAUUCAAGAGCUGUGACAACCAGAUCAGGUGUGUUUUUUAAUUAAAUUAAAUUAAAUCAAUUAAAUUCAUACUUUAUUAAGGACCCACAAAUGUGUUUUCCAGUUCUCAGUGAUAAAUAAAAUAUCACUAUAAUGGAAAGACGGCCUUAACUUUGGAUUUUACCUGUAAAUAUCAUUAUUAUCUGAUGACAGGUGUUUGUUUUUCUCUUUUUUUUCAUUUUAUUUUUGACAUUUUUUGAUGACUUUUCAUGCUGAUGGAUAGACACAAGGUUAAAACAAGUUUGUACAGCAGUCAUCAUGAUUAAGACAUGAAGCACUGAGACCAUCCUCGCUGCUGCACAGACAGUCGAAUGACGUAUUAAUAAAGGCAUGACAUAAAACAUGCACAUCUUCAAACAUUAACGCAUCCGUCGCCGCUCGUACUUUGUCAUUUUAUUACCUUUUGUCGUACUAGUUUCUCUCCAUUUCAGUAACCACACAGUACAUACAUGUAUAUACCACAGUCCGUUGUGUAUCUGUCUCCCACCCUGUUGUUUUAUAUUGACGUUUGCUGUUGUACUGACUUUACUAUAGAGAUUUGUUUAUUCAAGACAUUUUGGGACAUUGUGGACCAGUCCCCUACAAGCUGACAUUGUGUGCAUAUUCACAAUUAGGAGUAAUAAUCUGUACAGAACAUGAGGUUGUAAUUUAGCUGAAAUGUUUCUAGUUGCAUGUGGCAUCACAAAAUCUAUAGUCAAUAAAGUACUUUUAGAAAGCA